UCUGUGGGGGGACCAGGAAGGGGACAGGACCGGGACAGGACCGGGACGGUGGCUCCGGUCCCGGCACCGCCGCCCCCUCCCCCUGGGCCAUGGUGGGGGUGGCACAAUGCCAGCAGGAGGUGGAGGAGGUGACAGAGCUGAUGAGACAGAACCUGGGGAAGGCGCUGGAGCGGGAGGGGAGGCUCCAGGACCUGGAGAGCAGGGCCAGGGACCUGCACGCCAUGGGCACCCUGUUCAGACGCAGCACGCGGGUGGUGGCCCGGCAGGAGCGCAGGGGACUCUGGCGCUUGGUGGCCAUUGGGGUUGUCACUGCUGUCCUGCUGCUGCUGGCCCUGGGCCUGGCACUGGGACUGCUGUGGCCACCCCGUGUCACUGUCACUGUCACCAUCCCACCCCACAGCCCCCCACUCCCUGGGACGCUCUUCCCCCAGCCGGUGGGGAGUGAGGUGACAGGGGACAGGGGGUGACACUGUGGGGACAAGUGGCAGGGAGGUGGCUGGGGGGAGGCCCCCCAGAAAUAA
Messenger RNA from Calypte anna (Anna's hummingbird), 521 nucleotides. It is a transcript of the gene VAMP5, whose product is annotated as vesicle associated membrane protein 5. The record is from RefSeq and is a predicted model, not a curated record. Gene Ontology annotation, cellular component: plasma membrane. Lineage: Eukaryota; Metazoa; Chordata; Aves; Apodiformes; Trochilidae. Bases 90 to 467 code for a protein of 125 amino acids. Gene Ontology annotation, biological process: Golgi to plasma membrane protein transport. The transcript has 3 exons.